AUGACUGAUGUAGUGGCGUUGGAUCCACAUGCAGAGAUGGGAAUGUUGCCUAUAGAAGAGGAGCUGGUAGAACCGGCUUGCAAGAGCGCUCAAGGGAGUCCAGAUGUGAUUGUCACACAUGAGAGAACUAGGACCGUCGAGGAAGAAGACCGGAUGUACAACUACACACUUGAGGAAUGGCUUGCAACACUAAAGACCCCAGAGUUCCAAAGGUCGAAGAGGAAACUUUUUGCGGCCUCAUCAGUAUAUGUUUUGUCGAAGGCUGUGUCGACAAAGCUCGACCCAGUGGUUCGUCGUGUGGUUGAGUUCGUCUUUAGUACCCCUGAUAAUGCAGGCUAUGUGGUGGAGACUCCUUCCCUUAAACUCGCCCGUCUCCACCUGUUGACAUUAAAGCACGCAAUUGGGUCAAUACCAAAGUGA
Molecule: messenger RNA, 420 nt
Organism: Linum trigynum
Lineage: Eukaryota; Viridiplantae; Streptophyta; Magnoliopsida; Malpighiales; Linaceae
Source: the annotation of a GenBank genome assembly